Messenger RNA from Nicotiana tabacum (common tobacco), 1856 nucleotides. Lineage: Eukaryota; Viridiplantae; Streptophyta; Magnoliopsida; Solanales; Solanaceae. The record is from RefSeq and is a predicted model, not a curated record.
CCUAGUAAUCACUUAUUGGUUUACAAGCUUUUUUCUUCUUCUUCUGUCUGACCAAAAAGAGGACAAAAAAGGUUGCAUGCUCAGCUCUCUCAGGUGUAACAGAACCUCUAAAACUGUUCAUAAAUAAAGCCAGAAAAGAGUCAAUAAUAAACACUACUCUGUUGAUAAAACCAAUGUUUAUUUAAUUCUUUGAUUUCCUCUCUGCUAAUGGUCUUGGAUAUAAAUUGCUUUUGGUCUACUUCUUCACUGUAUCUGUUUGGGUUUUUGUUCUCUUGUUGCUGCAUGCAGGCUAAUGGAUUCUGAGUGAUUCUUCCCCUUCUCGGUUUUCUGGGUUCUUCUGUGGAAUAAAUGUCCUUCGUUGUGAAUCAUUGGGCUUUGUACAUUUCAAAGUUGUGAAUCGUUGGGCUUAUGCACAUUUCAAAGAUUAGGACUUUAGUUUUUCGUGUGUUGAAUAUAGGGGUUUGAAAUUGAUUCCUGGAUUGGUUGAUUCCUAGUUGUGAAUCAUUGGGCUUUGUGCAUUUCAAAGAUUAGGACUUUAGUUUUUGGUGUGGUGAAUAGAGGGGUUUGGAACUGAUUUCUGGAUUGGUUCAUUGAUCAGGUGAGAGUGGGUAGAUAGAUAGAUAGAUAUACUGGUGAAUGGUAACUCAUGGGAUGGGAUCUCAGGGGGGAGUUGGUGGUGGAAAAGAAGCAAAGCCGAAUGUUUUGGCUAGGCAAGGAUCACUCUACAGCCUCACUCUUGAUGAGGUUCAGAAUCAAUUGGGGAAUUUUGGGAAACCACUAAAUAGCAUGAAUCUUGAUGAGCUUGUUAAAACUGUAUGGACUAUUGAGGCUAGUCAAGAAUUGGGGGGAAAUGAUUAUGGGGCAGCGCAGCACUGGACUAAUUCCCUGCAUCGACAAUCAUCGGGCAUUACAUUGUCCAGAGAUCUCAGCAAGAAGACUGUUGAUGAGGUGUGGCAGGAUAUUCAACAGGGGCAACAGAGGGAUAGUAGUAUUGAUAAGAGAAGUCAGGAGAGACAACUUACUUUUGGUGAGAUAACUCUGGAGGAUUUCUUGGUCAAGGCUGGAGUGAUUGCAGAGUCGACCCAAGGCAGGAGAAUUUCGGGUUUAGUUUUAGGGGUUGAUUCAAUGUCAUUGGCACAGCAAGCUCAGUGGCCACAUUAUCAAAUUCCCACAAUGCAUCAGGCACCGGAACAGCAGCUUCAACAACAACAGAAUAUCGUACCAGUUUUUAUGCCAGGCCAUCCGGUUCAACAGCCUUUACCUGUUGUUGCUAACCCAAUUGUGGAUCCCGAAACUCAGAUGAUAAUGUCUCCAUCACAUCUAAUGGGAACAUUAUCGGACACACAAACAUCUGGAAGAAAGCGGGUUGCUCCAGAGGAUGUGAUCGAAAAGAGUGUCGAAAGGAGGCAGAAGAGGAUGAUCAAAAAUAGGGAAUCUGCAGCUCGGUCACGAGCAAGGAAGCAGGCUUACACCCAUGAACUAGAGAACAAGGUUUCACGGCUUGAAGAGGAGAAUGAAAGACUUAAAAGACAGAAGGAGAUGGAGAAGAUUUUACCAAGUGUGCCACCUCCAGAGCCUAAGUAUCAGCUUCGCAGAACAAGUUCGGGCCCUAUCUGAGAUAUAUAACUUCAUGUAGAUGAUUUUAAUGUCAUUGAAAAUUUCUCCAGCUAGUCGCACUCUUUCACCUCUCCUUUGUUCUUGGUCAAUGGAAACCUCUUCUAGUGAUUCCUAGUUGAUGUGAUUCCCUUGGCUGUGUGUAUUCCCCUUGCCAUGUAAUGUCUCCCUUUAUAUAAAUUUUAAUAGUUUGGACAUAGAGAACAUGAUUUUCUUAGUUUCUUCCCAGUUUCAAAGUAAAA